This is a messenger RNA of Castor canadensis (American beaver), 455 nucleotides long. Lineage: Eukaryota; Metazoa; Chordata; Mammalia; Rodentia; Castoridae. The record is from RefSeq and is a predicted model, not a curated record.
AAAAUUACAUAAGAUAUAUGAAUAUAUUGUAACAGUGCAAUGGACUUCUCAGCGGAAAACAAUCUGUAUGUAAACAGAGUAUGGGUUCAAUGUGAGAAUGAAAGUUGUUUGAAAUGGAGAUUGUUGUCAAGUGAGGAUGCAGUCAAAAUGGAUCACAAUGAACCAUGGUUCUGCUUCAUGAACACUGAUUCAAGAUAUAACGAGUGCUGUAUUUCUGAAGAAGACUUUCCUGAGGAGUCUCAGUUUCAUCAAAGUGGAUUUAAGAUUGUCUACUCACAGCUCCCUCUGGGAAGCCUGGUUUUGGUAAAAUUACAGAGUUGGCCAAGUUGGCCAGUAUUCUUUGCCCUGAUCCUUUUAAAGGGAAAUAUGUGACCUAUGACCUGGAUGGAAAUGUUGAACAGUAUCACAUAGAAUUCCUGGUGAUCCUCACUCAGAUAUGGAUAAAUGCAACAUUU